AUGAAGGACCCUGGGAGCUUCCAAAUCCCCUGCAUUAUAGAGAAUAUCAACAUUGAAAAGGCAUUAUGUGAUAUGGGAGCUAGCAUCAACCUUAUGUCCUUGACCAUGAUGAAGAUAAUGAGGAUUGAAGAGGCCAAACCAACAAGAAUGGCACUUCAAUUAGCUGAUAGAACAUUCAAGUUCCCUCGUGGAGUAGUGGAGGACUUGUUAGUUAAGGUGGGAGAGUUUAUCUUCCCAGCUGAUUUGGUUGUGCUUGAUAUGGAGGAAGAGGCUAACACAUCAAUCAUCCUAGCAAGACCAUUUCUAGCUACUGGUGGAGCCAUAAUUGAUGUUCAAAAAGGGGAGUUAGUCUUGAGACUGCAUGAAGAGAAGAUGGUUUUCAAUGUCUUCAAAGCAAUGAGCUACCCAAAGGAGUCCAUUGGUGAAUGCAUGAUGGUAGACACAAUAGAAAAGCUAGUUCAAGGAGUUUUAGAAAAAGAACAACAUGAAGAAAUAAUGGAGUAA
Molecule: messenger RNA, 504 nt
Organism: Arachis ipaensis
Lineage: Eukaryota; Viridiplantae; Streptophyta; Magnoliopsida; Fabales; Fabaceae
Source: RefSeq, a predicted model, not a curated record